Messenger RNA from Scutellospora calospora, 121 nucleotides. The record is from the annotation of a GenBank genome assembly. NCBI's taxonomy places the organism in Eukaryota, Fungi, Glomeromycota, Glomeromycetes, Diversisporales, Gigasporaceae.
GGCAUUGGAAGCUCAUAAUUAUGAGGAUGCAUUUGUAGCGCCCGAAGACAGUAUUUCCGCCAAUCAAAAUAGAAGUGAGAUAACGCCGCGGAAGAGUCAUCGCAACCUACAACGUUGGUAA